Molecule: messenger RNA, 3511 nt
Organism: Gossypium raimondii (Peruvian cotton)
Lineage: Eukaryota; Viridiplantae; Streptophyta; Magnoliopsida; Malvales; Malvaceae
Product: AAA-ATPase At3g50940
Exons: 3
Coding region: 1709-3346 (545 amino acids)
Molecular function (GO): ATP binding; ATP hydrolysis activity
Source: RefSeq, a predicted model, not a curated record
AGAGAUGUAAUGUGCUUUAGUAGUUCACUCAACACUUGUUGAUAAAAUAACAAUUUUCUGUUAUGCUAGAGCUAAAUUCAUGAGGCAAUGACAGAACUAGUGUUAUUAAGGGUGCAAAGCCGAGCUAGAACUCUCAUAUUGCCUUGCAUUCGGAUGGAUUUUUUUGUGUGUGUCUCUCAACGAAAGAGCUCAAGACUUUUUUGUACUAGAGCUAAAUUCACUAGGCAAUGGCAUAACUAGUGUUGUCAAGGGUGCAAACACGAGGUAGAACCUUGCAUUCAAAAAGGUUUUUUUUUUUUUUUUUGUGCGCAUCUCAUUCGAAACGGUUGGAGACAUUUUUGUAUUAAAACUAAAUUCAUUAGGCAAUGGCAGAAAGUAGAGGUGAUCAUGGGUCGGGUCGGGCCGGACUUGGACAAAAUUUUAAGCCCGUUUUUUAGGUCCAGGUCGGGUCUGGCCUGAAAUAUGGGCCUGAAAAUUUGUCUAAGCCUGACCCGGAAGAAAAUUGUUAAGCCCGAGCCUGGCCCGGCCCAUAUUAAAUUUUACAACACCAAAAUAACAUAAAAAAUUUGCAAAAUAUAUAUAUUUGAUUAAAAAAUAUAUUUAAUAUAUAAUUCGAACCGGGCUGGGCCCAGGCAAAAAAAGUUUUACCUGAGGCUUGGCCCCUUUUUUUGCCCAAACCCAUAUUUCGGGCCUAUAUUUUUACUCGAACCCUCCUAUUUUUCGGGCGGGCCGUCGGGUUGGGCCGGAUAGCCCAACCAAUGAUCACCUCUAGCAGAAAGGGCGCAAAGCCAAGCUAAAACCCUUAAAUUGUCUUGCAUUCGAAAGAGGUUUUUUUGUAUGUCUCUCAUUCGAAAGGGUUUAAGACAUUUUUGUAGUAGAGCUAAAUUCACUAGGCAAUGGCACAACUAGUGUUGUUAAAGGUGCAAAGCCAAGCUAGAACCCUUAUAUUGUCUUGCAUUCGAAUUUUUUUGUGUGUGUCUCUCUCAUUUGAAAGGGUUCGAGAUAUUUUUGUACUAGAGCUAAAUUCACUAGGCAAUGUCACAACUGGUGUUGUUAAGGGAGCAAAGCCGAGCUAGAAUCCUAAUAUUGUCUUGCAUUCGAAAGGAUUUCUUUCUUGUGUGUGUUUCUCACUUGAAAGGGUUCGGGACAUUUUUGUACUAAAGCUAAAUUCAUUAGGCAAUGUCACAACUAGUGUUGUUAAGGGCGCAAAGCCGAGCUAGAACCCUUAUAUUGUUUUGGAUUUGAAAGGGUUUUUUCUUUUUAUGUGUGUUUCUCAUUCUAAAUGACUCGAAGCGUUUUUGUUGCGUGGUCCGGGUAAGCACGGCUAGGGCCACGCCUUGACAUCACUGAUGGCCACCUAAACAAGAUUCCCUGCCUUUUUUGCAAUCAAUGUACAUAUUAAAAGGUAUGGAGGCAAAAACAAAGUUGGCUAACUCAUGUAGUGGACUAUGCUCGGGACAAAGUCUUGACUCUAGUGGUAAUAUGACUCAGAAACAAGACACUUCAUUUAAAUAUUAGUAAUAAAGUAGUUCGACCGUCCAAAUUUCUCUCUAGAUUGUAGCAAAAGCAAACAAUAAGCAAAGACCAACAAGCAUUUGUCCCCAAAAGUCAUUGCCUAGUCUUUCUAUUUAAUCACAAUCCUCACUCAUUUUAUACUACACUACUUUGCUUCUUUCCUUUGUGUUUGACUCUUUUACAGGCCAAGAACAUGAACUCUGUGUGGGCAUUAUUGGCUUCCAUUGCCUUGAUACGUACCACACUCUACAAUUACUUGCCUGAAAAGCUCCGGUUAUACAUCUCUGCACGGUUCGAAGAAUGGACUCGCCGGUUCAAUACUGAUGAAACCAUGGUCUUCAAAGAUUACCAAAGUUCAAAGAUGAACCAACUUUUCCAAGCUGCAAAUCUUUACCUUGGAGAAUCGCUUCCCACUAUUUCAAUCCCUCGUGUGACCGUAGAAAAGACUGAGAACGUAAGGAACCUCACUUUUUCCAUGGAGAAAAACACCGAGAUGAUCGAUGUUUAUGAAAAUAUACCAAUGAAAUGGAAGUACUUCUCUGAUUAUAGUCAAGGUAUGUCCAAACAUGAGAUCAGAUGGUAUGAACUAUCAUUUCAUAAAGAGUACAAAAGCUUGGUCACCAAGUGUUAUUUGCCAUAUAUCCUUGAAAGAGCUAACAAGAUCAAAGAAAGGAACAGAGUGGUGCAACUCCAUACAGCAGCUCAUGAUUUUUGGACCCCAAAACCAGUGAUAAUUCAACAUCCUAUGACAUUUGAGACCUUAGCCAUGGAUGGGAAUCUCAAGAAGGAGCUUGUGGAAGAUUUAAACAGGUUUAUGAAUAGUAAAGAAUAUUAUCAACAGAUUGGAAAAGUAUGGAAAAGAGGGUAUUUGCUUUAUGGUCCUCCAGGGACUGGGAAAUCUAGCUUGAUUGCUGCUAUGGCAAAUCAUUUAAAUUUUGAUAUCUAUAACUUGAAUCUCUCAGCUGUUUCUUCAGACUUUGUUUUGCAGAAUUUGUUGCUUAGUACUGCCAAUCGGUCGAUUCUUGUGAUUGAAGACAUAGAUUGUUCUAUUAAGUUUCAGAACAGAGAAUCUGGGAUAGAACAACCUAUAAAGUAUCAGCAACAAAACAAGGUAACACUUUCUGGAUUGUUGAACUUCUUUGAUGGUAUUUUAUCCUGCUGUGGGGAAGGAAAGAUACUGGUUGCUACUACCAAUUACAAAGAUCGAAUCGACCCUGCAUUACUUCGAGCCGGUCGAAUGGACAUGCAUAUCUACCUUACUUAUUGCACUUUCUCUGCCUUUAAGCAACUAGCUUUAAGGUACUUGGAGAUUUCUGAUCAUAGUCUUUUUCACCACAUUCAAAAGCUUCUACCAAAGGUUAAAGUUUCCCCUGCUGAGGUUGCUGGUGAACUAAUGAAGACUAGGGAUCCUAAAGCAUCUAUUGAGGGCCUGAUCAAGCAUCUUGAAGAAAAGGUAAAUUUGAUUGCAGAUGGCAACUCUGAAGUUAGUCCCAAGCACCAUUCAUCUCUUUCUCAGACAUCAAAUUACCAAGUCCAUGAAUCUUCAAUAUCACUUCCUUUGGCAUGUAAUGGAGCUAGUAUGGACAAUUUAAAGUCUUCAGGUCCUAAACCAGAUGUUUCGGUCAAGUCAAAGUUAACCGCGGAUGGCGAGGGUGACAAGAACUUCGAGAAGACGGAUUCAGUCCGGGAUCGAUCUUCAGGCCAUAAUAUCCUACAAGUCAUUGAAGACAUGGAAAAGGAACUGUUGAGCUACAAAGAAGCAAUUAUAGCACUGCAAAAGAAAUCAUGUGGGACACUGAAUAAAUUGGCUGAGAUUAAGGCCACAAUAUAAAUAAACUCACAUUCAAUUUAGUGAUGGUGAAUGAAAUCAACCCCAUUUUUAAUAGUGUCAUUAGCUUCCAAAACCAUGGCUACCAAUCUGCAACUGCUGAUAUAAAUUAGAUGUAGAUAAUGGCCUUUGGUUCAAUAAAUAAGAUGCAUAUCUCUUCAUGGUUCA